Jaculus jaculus (lesser Egyptian jerboa) is the source of this 477-nucleotide messenger RNA. RefSeq names its product IQ motif containing F3 (gene Iqcf3). The transcript is spliced from 3 exons. The record is from RefSeq and is a predicted model, not a curated record. The coding region runs from base 1 to 477 and encodes 158 amino acids. Gene Ontology annotation, molecular function: calmodulin binding. Lineage: Eukaryota; Metazoa; Chordata; Mammalia; Rodentia; Dipodidae.
AUGGAGAAAUGGCUAACUCCUGGUGCGCUGCAGAAGUGUGAUGAAAUGAAACUUGAGAAAAAGAGGCAAAAGAAGUUGACUCUGGCGAUACGAGCAUGCCAAAGAAGGUUCCGCGCGGCUCGUCGGAUCCAGGCUUGGUGGCGCGGGCUCCUGGUGCGGAGGGCCCUGCUGGCGGCGGCGCUGCGGGCCUGGGUGAUCCAGUCCUGGUGGCGGGCCAUCCUGCACAGGCACGUGCGCAAGCAGCGGCUGGCCCUGCUGCGGGCCUACGCGAUCGAGGAGGAGGCGGCCGUCAAGCUGCAGGCCUGCGUGCGCGGGUGGCAGAGCCGCCACUGUUUCUACCGGACGAGCGGCGCGCUCUGCGUGUUCCAGCCCUCCUACCAAGACAGCCUCGCCUUCCAGAACGGUCACAUUUUGCAGGUUCAAUAUAGAGUCGUUCCCAAGCAGCCAGAGUUUCACAUUGAAAUCCUAUCAAUCUAA